This is a messenger RNA of Closterium sp. NIES-67, 2791 nucleotides long. Lineage: Eukaryota; Viridiplantae; Streptophyta; Zygnematophyceae; Desmidiales; Closteriaceae. The record is from the annotation of a GenBank genome assembly.
ACUGAUGGGAUCGAGAGGGGCUAGAUCUGAUAGAGUUCUUUAGAGGCCUGGGAAAGACGCUCAGAGGAGAGGCGCAAACCCACUAUCGAGUGGAGAGGGCAAGGCUGCUGCGCGAGUGUGAGCAGGGAGAAAUUCCGCCCCGUAAGAUCGUAGAUCGGUUUUAUGAUAUCCUCAAGGAGCAAUUUCCAGGCGAUACAGCAGAUCGAGUAGCAGAAUUCAGUGAAUUCCGUAGAGGGAAAGGCAAGUCGUUGCUGGCCUAUUACAACCGGCUAGUGGAGCUGUCUGAAGACCUCAACUGUUUGGAGGACCGUCUGAUGGUCACCAAGUUCUUAGGAGGAUUAGAUGAAGAAUUAGUCAACGAAAUGAGGAUCGCUCUCUAUCCAAUUCGUUCUAAGGCCACGCUGAGGCAAGUGUAUCAGAUAGCUAAAGAAGCUGAGGAGGGGAGGCGCUAUGUAGACAUGAUGAGAGGAGCUCGUCGACCCCCAGAUCGGAGAAGACCGGUAUGGUCGGCGACCGAAGCGCGGCGACCAGAAGAAGAGAGGAGAGAGAGGAUGAGGGACGAUCGCCGCUGUUACAAGUGCGGAGAAGUCGGCCACCUGCGCAAGGACUGUGUGGUGGGCAUCACGUGCGACCACUGCGGGCAGAUGGGCUACUUCAGGAGAAACUGUCCCAGAGCUCCCACCUGCAGCGAGUGCGGAAAGAAAGGACACCUCAACAGCCAGUGUUAUCGGAGAGGACGAGGACAAGUGGGGAGAACGUCGAGAGAGCAAGAGCUGGAGCAGGAAGUCAAGAAGCUGAGGGCGCAGCUGGGGAAAGCAGAAAUCAACGAAGACCCUGAGAAAGCAAUGAUGGCUUGGGAGGAUGAUGAUGCUGAGGAGGAAGAAGACCAGGAGUCCGAGUAUGCCCUGGUGGCGACUCUACCGUGGGAAAGAGCGGACCUGGGACUGCGGAGCGGCGGGGUGGACGGAAGGAAGGAACUUAAGACAGAGACACGGAGUAAGAAGCCAGGAAGAGAGCCGGAAGAAGGAGGAGACCGAGCAAAGCGACACCCAGAAGACAGGCUGGUGUGCCACACGAGUGCGCUGCUGGCUGAAGCGGGCUCCAUAGCAGUACAAGGAAUGAAGGUGGACAAUGCUAUAAUCGAUACCGGAGCUCAAAGUGUCCUGAUGGGGAGAAAGCUAGCAGAGCGAUUGCGGAAGCAAGGGAAGCUGGAGACAGUAACCAAGGGAAUGCUCAUCAUGACGGCAGAGGGAGGACCACCCAAGUCCACUGGCAGCGGCGUUACAAUUCCCUGAGUGGUUACUGCACUGGUAGUGGAGCACGAGGCCAGGUGGUGCGUGGCCGCGUUCCCCCAUCAGGCGGCACCGCUGCUGCUGUGCCUGCUCACUGCCACCUGGGACAGGCUGUCAAACAGCUUCACUGCCUGCGCUGCUGCUGCUGCUGGUGAAAUAAGCAGGCUUGGGGUGGUAGGGCGGCUGUGUCUCCCUCAGCCACCCUCACCAGGUCGCCACCAACCCUCGGCUGGACUCCAGCCACCCUAUGCCCUCUAUCCCUAUCCCCUCUAUCCCUGUGCCCUCUAUCCCUAUCCCCUCUAUCCCUGUGCCCUCUAUCCCUAUGCCCUCUAUCCCUAUCCCCUCUAUCCCUAUGCCCUCUAUCCCUAUCCCCUCUAUCCCUAUCCCCUCUAUCCCUGUGCCCUCUAUCCCUAUGCCCUCUAUCCCUAUCCCCUCUAUCCCUAUCCGUCCUAUUCCUAACCCUUCUAUCCUUUUCGCCUUUCCCCCUAAACCCUCUAUCCCUUCCUCUUUUAUCCCUAUCCCCACUGUUCCUCUCCCCUCUAUCUCAAUGCCCCUCUAUCCCUAUCCCCUCUAUCCCUAUUCCCUAAUUGGUCCGUUGUAUUUAUUAGAGGAAGAGUACAGGCAAGGCAUGAGGACACCCACAAUGCCCAGCCGGUCCCCUUGCGGGUGUGCGGGUCCUCUUUGGAGAUAGGAUCGGUGACAGUGACGUCACACAGCCAUACCGCCCCCGUGUAGCGGUGGCGGAUGGCGACGUCCGCCCACAAGUUGGCCACCCUCGAGAAGAGGUUGGUCUCCUUGCGCGUGAUGAAGCCGGCCUCAGUGGCUAUGCGAGCGCACUCAUCACAAAGACCGUGAUGGGUGCCCGUUCGUCCAGGGCCCCUUGGCACACCUGAGGAGGUGGUUGGGCAAGCGGGGGUCCUGGAUGGGCUUGCGCUUGGGGCAGUCACACACGUGGGGCGUUGAGAACGGGAGGCCGAGGCGGAAGGCAACUGCCGUGGAAAACUGGCCGGGGGAGAGGCGUAAGGCGGAGGCCAUGGGGAGGGCGUGGAGCCAGUCGCCAGGCCCAGGGCCCACCAAGGACAGGAGGCGCUGAGUGUGCCCCUGUAGCGGGUUGAGCGGCAUCUGGCGAGCCUGGUCAAGCAGGAGCGUAUAACCCUCUGCCUGCACUUGCAGCGCCAGAGCACGCUGCAGCUUGGGCGGGUCUGGGGAGGCGCGCUCGCGCUGCAGCUACUCAGCAGCCGAAGGGGGAAGGGCUAUCCCUAUUCCCUCUGUCCCUAUCCCCACUAUCCCUAUCCCCACUAUCCCUAUCCCCACUAUCCCUAUCCCCACUAUCCCUAUCCCCACUAUCCCUAUCCCCACUAUCCCUAUCCCCACUAUCCCUAUCCCCACUAUCCCUAUCCCCACUAUCCCUAUCCCCACUAUCCCUAUCCCUAUCCCCACUAUCCCUAUCCCCACUAUCCCUAUUCCCACUAUCCCUAUCCCUAUCCCCACUAUCCCUA